Messenger RNA from Anisakis simplex (herring worm), 285 nucleotides. NCBI's taxonomy places the organism in Eukaryota, Metazoa, Nematoda, Chromadorea, Rhabditida, Anisakidae. The record is from the annotation of a GenBank genome assembly.
AUAAAGUCGAAAUUGGAUGAAUUAUACAAUAUGACUGCAAUUGAAGAAAACGAAUAUACACCGAAUGAGUUCAGUAAGCAAUUAGAUUUCUUUCUACCGGAUGGCGAUUAUUCAGAAUUGAUACGUAAGAAAGAAGAAGAUAUCAAUAAAGAGCAAAGCUUCAUAGCGCCUGCCCCAACGACCACCAAUAGGGCGUUAUCCCGAAGGAAACGUCGAGAUUCUGGCGAAACACAUUCAUCGCGAUCGUCAACACCUGCUUCAGCAAGAGAUCUUCGUAAAAGCUGA